Molecule: messenger RNA, 4389 nt
Organism: Amoebophrya sp. A120
Lineage: Eukaryota; Dinophyceae; Syndiniales; Amoebophryaceae
Source: the annotation of a GenBank genome assembly
GCAAGCGGAGCAAGAGAGUGCUGCUGCGGAGGACAAGAAGAAAACCUGGGACGACAAAGACUGGUUUGCGGGUUGGGAGGACGACAAGGAGAAGAGUAAAGACACUGAUGAAAAUCACACGGAAGCUGGAGCUGCCAGUGCCAGCGCUUCGCCGUCCAGCACGACCGGGGCCUUCAGUAGUUCUUUGAAGCGCAAGAACGACUACGAUAACAGCAGCGGAGACUAUCACUACUACGGAAGAGAUGCGAAGAAGCAGAAGAGGAACCAAAAUGACUGGUCGUGGUCAGGUCACUCAUCAUGGGGCAAGAACAAAAACUGGAAUUGGAACCAGGGCGGCAAGCACGAUGAUAAGAAGUCGUGGUCGUGGGACGACAAGGCCAACAAGCACCAAGACAACAAGAAGUCGUGGUGGGAGCAGCAGAAGCAGAAAAGCAGAAAUGAUCAUGGAAACAACGAUUGGUGGAAAGAGCAAGACGACAAAUACACUGGCAACCGGAAUUGGUGGAAGGCAGCCACGAUGGAAAACGAAGCCGAUACGGAAAACGCAGACGCAAACAACCACGGUGAGGAUGCAAAUGUAGCAGCAGCGUCUUCAUCCUCCUCUUCCGUACAGCAAAAUGGCGAAAAAGCUCCGGUCGCGGGAGCCGCGGGCGGCGGCGGCGAGGAGUCAAAGCACGAUGACAACUGGAACUGGGACGAGCAACAGGGCGAAGAGGAAAAUCAGAAUUACCAAUACAACAACCACCAGGGAUCAUAUGACAACAGCUACGGCUCUAGCAAGAAAAACGAACAGUAUCAUGACGGCGGCGGUGGCAGCGUCAGCGAGUAUGGCAGCUACAAGAAAAACAACAAGUACAACCAGUCAAACCAGUACAAUCAGUACAAAAAUGACUACAACGCACAGAACAAUAAGAAUUGGAACGGUUGGUACAAGGACCAGGGCGAUCACAAUUACAACCACAAUCAAAACCAAAACUGGCAGGGGAGGGGAGCGGGCGGAAGCCACAACUACAACAAAAAGCAAGGCGAUAGCUGGAAGGAGUCGUCGUGGAAGGAGAAGGACUACAACAAGAAGCAAGGCAGUUAUUGGAGCUCCAACGACGAUAACUCUUGGCGGAAGAACCAGAAAAAGAACGACUACAGCAAGGAGCGGAAAUGGGACUAUGAAAACAAGUGCUGGAAAGAAGAAACUGACCAAACCCAAUGGGAGACACACGACCAGCAAAACCAAGAGGAUUCCUGGCAGCAGCAGCACCAGCAUGAUUCCUGGCGGAACCAGAAUCGCGACACCAACGAUGGCAAAGGACCUCCUGACGAUGGAAAGGGGAAGGGAAAAGGAAAGCGAAAUAAAGGCAACCAGCCUGAUGCGAAGGCUAAGGGAAAAGGAGAGCCCCAAGCCGAUCAGGAGAAGCGCAAGGGAGAAGGAAAGGGCAAGGGACGUUGCUCAGGUAAGGCUAAGGCACUGAGAUAUCGACUCUAGCCUCUUUUUCUUCAUGCGUGUGCGUUGUCACGAGAGAUGAAAUUUCGGUAAGUACUUUUUUUUUGUAAAUGAAGACUGUCACCUGGUGGACCAGCAGAAUGCACAUGCAGCAUUUGGCAGAACUACAGCUUCGUGCUCAUUCAUGAAAAUCAAAAUGCAUCAUACCAGGCUCCGCCGGAGCAGCAUCUACUUUGAAAGAGACGGACUCGCCGGAAGCCUCCGCGAGCAACGAUGCCGCGGAGUCGAGCGAUGCGCAAAAAGGCGGCGGCCGCACGUCGUCCGUUUGGGAAGAGAAGCCGGACGACGCUGAACACGAAUGGGAUGCAGGUACAGAGCCUCAUGAUCUAUGUUCACUGACCUAUUAUACGAAGUGAGCAUGCAACUUUUUCAUGAAAUUGGAAUCGGGGGAAAACAAGAUGCCGACGGCUACGGCACUACAGAUUCAUUGCUUUUGUAUUCGCGUACCUAAAGAUAGAACGUGCUUAUGAGAUGAAUGAAACUGAAAGACCUGUUUUUUUUUAUCAACAAAAAGGUGAAGCGGGUGGUGGUCAAGGUGGGUUCAGUUCGUCAACUUCCUCUUCCACGGGAAACAGCAAUCAAGACGUACGGGAAAAAUGGGACUACGAGAACCACUGCUGGAAGGUGAACGACAAGAAAAAUGAUGUUGAGAACGCGCCUGACAAAGGGAAAGGGAAGGGCAAGCGGAACAAAGGGAAAGCUGCAGCAGCUUCUGAUCGCAAAAAUGAGCAGGGAAAUACUAAAAAAGCAGCUUCUGCAUCUGCAUCUGCGAGAUCUUCCUCUGCCACCUCGUCUAAAAGCCGGAAAAAAGGCGAUGGCUCUGGCGAAGCAGAGCCCUCUGCUAGCGAUGGAAAAAAUUCGGGUACAUUUUUUUUUGAUACGCUGGUCCGCACGUCGAAGCCACAUUUUGCCCUUCCUCCUAUUCAUGCGGACAACUUUAAUUUUUUUGUUGUUGUGUUUGCAAGUACAAGUACUUCUAUUCGCAGAUGCAGAAGAAAAUGAGCCCCAGAUGCACCUUGUGCAACUUCUAGCCGCUCAAUUCUGCAUGAGGAUAGUAUGUAGUGAGGUCACCGAACGGUUCUAACCAGGGAGUUUUUUUGACAUAUACCCUCAAAAACGACCGGCAGUUUUCAAGCGGGCGAAAGUGUUUUUUGACGAAAAAGAUUUUCAAUUAUCAAGCGGCCGGGGCUUUGUUGUCAAACAAGCCCGGUCGAAAACUAUCGACUCGCACUGGAUAAAACGACGCAAAGGAGUCGCCAAAAUUAGCGCCCUUCUGAGGCGCCCACCGCCUUGGUUUCUGGCGGUUUGGGGCGCCCAAAAAGGGGCGCGCAAAAAACACGUCCAAAAUCAGAACAGCGAAACAGCAUGGCACGGCCGCGAUUUCGGAGCAUUUUGGGCGGCCGCGAAAGCGGUCGCCUUUUCGCCGGUUUCAGAGCCUGGGAAGCUUUGCAAAAAGCGCCGGCGUGAAAAAUAAAAACGCGAAAAAGAAAAAGCGCCCAAGACGCGCAAAGCCAAUCCGCAUGCUAUGGGCCCGAUUUUUCUUCGCUUUUUGGGCGCCCCCCGUGGCACCCGGAUCGGCCCCAUAGCAUGGGGGCUGGCCUUCGGAAAGGAAUUUCGGGAAUUUGCCAAAAUUUGCGAUGUUUACCAAGCGGCCGCCAUACCGUGCGGCCUAACGUUACUCAGGGCGGUAUGGCGAGCCCAGAAAAAGCAAAGCCGCGGCCAAGGCGAUGGCCGGCAAAAAAACGCCCACGACCUCACUACCUCCGCCCCGGCGGCUAUAUUUGGUAUUCUGAUAUGCAAAAAAUGCGAAAUCAAUACAGGCACAGGAGGAGUAGCUGCGACAGAUGCCGACGCGUCGAGUUCUGGUCCCCACCCUUCUUCAUCGAGACCGGAAACGAAGCAACAACAUACCGAAAAUCGGGAAAAUGAGGACGCAGGUACAACUACAAACAGUCACUGUCUUUUUUCAGACUGAUGUGAGCUAAUUUUCUGAAGCAGGCACAUUAGCAGGUGCGGAUUGUUGAUGCAAAACAUAUGGGAGUAAAGAAAUACACAAAUUAGAAAAUUCUACGACCUGCACGACGCCACCAGAUGACGGCGCCGCCGCGGGCAACGGUGGAUCCGGCUCAUCUUCGUGGCAAGGAGCAUCUUCGUACUACAACAAGAAAAAUGAGAACACAAGUGAGGAAAACGAGUGGAAGCGCGUUUGGGAUUACAAGAAAGGAAAGUACGUCUAUUACAAGCAUCCCUGGGAAACGGAUGGUAACGGAAAUUGGUGGAAAAACUAAAAGACAGAAUGAAGCCUCUGAGUCUCCGUUUUCGAUAACUGUGACGCGCGCUACCACGGACCGCAGGACGACUUUUUUUACCAGCAUCAACUUGCCACAACUAGAAAAUGAGCGAACUGCUGUUGAAAAGAAUUUGGCGUGAAGUCGAAUUCGUAAAAAUCAUCGAUGCACUGAAGAAACUGAAAAACUGUUUUUCUUUGGACAUCAUUUCCAGUCCUGGCGACAUUGUCAAUUCGCAACUGUCGUCCCAGGACAAACAUUCUUUUCAAGAAAACCAGGUAGCAGGCCAGAUCCAGAAAUGAAUCACAACUGUACUGCUACAGAUCUUCCCGCCGACGAGAGGGAAUCUCUACGCGGGCAAUUUUUAUUUUGGACUUCAACUUCGGUGAACUUCAAUUGCAAAUUGAUGCCAGAAGUUCUUUACGAGACUACUUUAGUUUUUCACUUCUGAAAAGCGAAGUUGAAGUCUUUUUAUAUCAAACCCAUUCAUCGCAAUCACGGAAUUCAAAAAUGAAAAGAUACCCAUUCUCACUUUUAUUUUUGAAAAACGCACUACGGCUUUAUUAGAAAAAUGAAUGUGUGCUGGGCACUCUUUGAACCGCC